AGAACUGCUUUGGAAACUAUCGACACAGCGAAUACAUCGAUAUAUUUCCAUUUAACCCUUGUCUGGCACAUGCAUAUCAACAUCAACAAGAAAAACACAUUUGGUGGCAAAAAUAAAAUGAAAAUUGCAACAAAUUAAAGUGCUUAAGCCAAAUCGAAGUGGGAGUGCGUGUGUGUGUAUAUAUCUAUAAGUGUGUAGGCACGUUGCGAAAUCAAAAUAAAUGAUGCCCUACAAUAUGCGUGCCUGCGGCAGCAACGCAAUGGUACGUGAGUACGCUGGCGGCAGCAUCAAUGGCAUUCUGCGCAAAACGGGAGGCGUUGCAACAGCAUCGGCAACAGCAUUGGGCAUGGGCCCAAAUGGCGUGGCAGCCGAUCCCCGCCAGCCCCCGUUGGAGCUGCUGGUGUUUGGCUACGCGUGCAAGAUUUUUCGGGACGAUGAGAAGGCGCGUGAGAUGGAUCAUGGCAAACAGCUGAUACCCUGGAUGGGCGAUGUAAAUCUCAAAAUAGACAGAUAUGACGUGCGUGGAGCGUUGUGCGAUCUAUCGACGUACGAGGCGCCACCCGGGGGCUACGGCAAUCGUCUGGAAUACCUGAGCGCCGACGAGCAGCGAGCGGAACAGCUGUGCGAAGAGGAGCGCUACCUGUUCCUGUACAACAACGAAGAAGAGCUACGGCUGCAGCAAGAGGAGGAUCUGAAGCGCCUGCAGCAGGAGACAUCGGGCGGCAACUAUAGCCAAGUAGACUUCCAUUACGAUGGCCAGUCCACAUGCAGCUCAUCCGGUGCUGACAAUGCAACCUCGCCAACAUCGGAGUCCUCGACACUCACUGAGGAAUCCGAGUUGCCCUACACACUGCCACCCACUCUUCUCGUACCGCCCGCUCCGGGCAUGCAGCUGCCGGAGACAAUGAAACAGCAUGCGAUUAUUGAGAAGACGGCACGAUUCAUUGCCACCCAGGGCGCUCAGAUGGAGAUCCUAAUUAAAGCCAAGCAGGCCAACAAUGCACAGUUUGACUUCCUGUCGCAGGGCAGUCUGCUGCAGCCAUAUUAUCGCCAUCUGCUGGCCGCCAUCAAGCAGGGCAAGUUCGCGGCUUCUGUGCAGACCCCACUGGACAAAGGCAACGGCACAAGCGACGCCAACGCGGCAUCCGAAAGUCCGAAGCGCAGUCAGCAAGUUAUUACGGUGCCCACCAUCAAAUACAAACCGUCGGCCAAUUGCGCCUACACACAACUCAUUAGCAAAAUCAAAGGGGUGCCGCUUCAGACAGUUCUAGACGAUGACGCCGCAUCACAGCAUUCCGCCGGAACUGCCUCUCCAACGCCCAGCGCCAAGUCAGAGUGCCACAGCCAAAGCAGCACUACCGCCACAGCAUCCAAUGGCGAGUUUACGCCUGUCCUGCUCCAGUACAAUGGUAGCACAUUUGCCCACGAAGCGGAGGAGGACAACGCCAACGAUGCGCCGCCCAAGGUGGAGCUAUUGAAGAACACCAGCGCACUGGCCCUAGCUCAAAACUACAGUUCGGACAGUGACGAAGAGGAGGAUGAGAACGAUGACACAGCUGAGCAACGGUCACAACGAUCCACACAAUCAGACGCUACGAGCAGCAGCAGCAGCACCACUACGACCAGCACCACUACAACGAGCGCCACUACGAAACCCGCUGCGGUGCUGGCACCACCACCGUUGCUAACUUUUCCAAUGCCCGAAGAGACGCUGCGUCAUAUCAUAGACAAGACGGCCACCUAUGUCAUUAAGAAUGGCCGCCAGUUCGAGGAGACGUUGCGCACCAAGAGCGUCGAACGCUUCAGUUUCUUGCUUCCAGAGCACAAGUACUAUGCGUAUUAUAUGUACAAAAUAACUGGCGACGUGGACGCCGCUUCCAAGGAGGAGAAGACUCGCAAGGCAGCUGCUGUGGCCGCUGCACUGAUCAGCAAAAAAGGUCUGGGCGGCGGCACAGCUGCUGCUGCUGCCAGCACUAGUGAGAAGGCGCACGUUAGCUUCGCUAUACGUGCCCGAGAUGAGAACACAGCCCUGCACCCGGCACUGCCGCAGGAAGUCAGCGAUGAGGAUGAGCAAAAGGCCAAAUCGAGUGCCGAGCAAGUGCGGCCGGGCAUGCCGGACAGCGUGCAACGUGCCAUCAAGCAAGUGGAGACGCAGUUGCUAGCUAGAACGGGCGGGUCAAAAAGCGCAACAGCAGGCUUGGCAGCAACAACGCCAUCUCCACUCAAAGAGCAACGUCAAGCUGAGGAGCGUGUAAAGGAUAAGCUGGCGCAGAUCGCGCGAGACAAGCUGAAUGGCAUGGUCUCGCGCGAGAAGCAACUGCAGCUGGAACGCAAGCGCAAGGCCAUGGCAUUUCUCAAUCAAAUUAAAUCUGAGGGCAGUGCCAUUGGCAAGGCAAUUGGAUCGGAUGCGACAGCUGCAUCAAAUAAUGAAUCGGUUGUGACAGCUGACAGCGUAAAUACUGACUCCAACGACUCGGUACGCUCCAUACCCAUCACUUACUUUGGACCUGAUGAGGAUGACGACGACGAUGACGAAAAUGAUGUCGGGGCGCAAAAGAGCUCGCGCAUGCACGACGAUGAUGACGACGACGGGGAUUUGGAGAAAUACAAUCUGCUAAACGAUGAUAGCACCAAUACGUUCACCAGCAAGGCAGUGCCGACUGCUGCUGCAGCAACAGCGUCCGUUCUGCUUUCCGAUGACGAUGAUGUGCAGCUGGUGUCAUCAUCAUUGGGUGUGCGGCAUCGUAAGACGGGCCGUCGGAUUCGGAUUCGGAGUCGGAGUCGGAGUCGCAGCAGGCGCAGCAGCAGCUCCACAUCCCAUGAUGCUUCAGUGACCUCAUCCAGCAGCAGUGCCAGCCGACGCAGUCGUAGUCGUAGCUUGCAUCGGCAGCGGCACAGCCGCAAAGCUAGCUCCAUAGCAAAACAUAAACGUCGUCGACACAGUCGAAGUCGAAGUCGCAGUCGAAGUUGCAGUCACAGUCACAGUCGCAGUCACAGUCGCAGUCGCAGUUUGACGCGCAGUCGUAGUCGCAGUCGCAGUCGUAGCAGCAGCCAUUCGGACUCACGUCGUCAUCGUGAUCAUCAUCAUCGGGAUAAGGAGGAAAGCGCAUCGCGGCGAAGAAAUCAUCAGCGCCAUCCGGCCAAAAAGAGUCACAAGCGGCACAAACGACGCCGACGCAGCAGCUGCGGCUCCGCUUCCCCAUGAACUGUGUCAUUGUCUUAAGUAUACUAGGGUCUAAGUUCU
Messenger RNA from Drosophila navojoa, 3244 nucleotides. It is a transcript of the gene su(w[a]), whose product is annotated as suppressor of white-apricot. Gene Ontology annotation, molecular function: RNA binding. Gene Ontology annotation, biological process: RNA processing; mRNA 5'-splice site recognition. The record is from RefSeq and is a predicted model, not a curated record. Lineage: Eukaryota; Metazoa; Arthropoda; Insecta; Diptera; Drosophilidae.